AUGGAGGUGGUGGAUGAGACGGAGGCUCUGCAGCGCUUCUUCGAAGGCCACGACAUUAAUGGAGCUCUGGAACCUUCCAACAUCGACACCAGCAUUCUGGAAGAGUACAUCAGCAAGGAAGACUCACCAGAUAUCUGCUUCCCGGACAUCCCUGCCUCAGCCAGCUACGCACACACCCAGCCUUCCGGCUCUGCCUCUGUCAGCGCUCCUGUUGCCAGCUCCAUCUCCAGUGUCGCUCAUGUGACCAACCCAGCUUCCAGUGGUGCCCUCCAUCUCUGUCCCCCAGGCAGCCAAGGCCCGGUCCGUCAUGGUCCUCUUUUGGCCAACCCCUGUGGACCCAGCUACAGUGCUCACCUCAACUGCAAUAACAACAAUGGCAUGGUGGUGCCCAAGGGGUACCUCAGCGGCCACUGCCUGAAUAACGUGGUCCCUCCAAUCAAAUCGGAGCCCAAGGCCUCCUAUGCACCCGGCACUUUACCCGACUCUCCCCCGGACUCUGGAUCAGAAGCCUACUCCCCCCAGCAGGUGAAUGAGCCUCACCUCCUCCGGACCAUGACCCCCGAGAACAUGUGCCACAUGACCCCACCUUCCCGGCUGGAGCACCCUCCCCCGCCUCCCCACCUUCAGGGUCCCCCACCACCUCCGCCGCAUCCACACCAGCAGCAGCACAACCCCCACUAUCCCAGUAUGCAGCGGGACAUGUUCAUGAAGCCUGAGCCGCUGAUGCCGCCGUAUGUCAUCGGGCAGGGCAUGUCCCCAGGCGAUCUCCACCACGCCCAGCAGUCGCAGAUGCUUCACCAGCUCCUGCAGCAGCAUGGAGCAGACCUCCCAGUUCACCCAGCCAAGAAGAGGAAACACUCAGAGUCGCCCCCCAACACACUCAACGCACAGAUGCUCAACGGGAUGAUAAAGCAGGAGCCAGGUAUGGGGUCUGUGCCACUCAACCCUGACAGAGUCCAAACGCCUCCCUGGCACCAGCAGGGGGCACUCUCACCAGGGCUAAUUCAAGACAACGACAGCUUGAACGGCUCCUACCUGGAUCCCAACUACCAGUCCAUAAAGUGGCAGCCGCAUCAGCAGAACAAGUGGGUGACUCUCUACGAUGCCAACUACAAGGAGCUCCCCCCACCCACGUACCGGGUGGAUGCGGACAAAGGCUUCAACUUCUCCGUGGGCGACGAUGCCUUCGUGUGCCAGAAGAAGAAUCACUUCCAGGUCACGGUCUACAUCGGCAUGAUCGGAGAUCCCAAGUACGUGAAGACUCCUGAGGGCCUGAAGCCCCUCGACUGCUUCUACCUGAAGCUGCAUGGAGUGAAGUUAGAGGCCUUGAACCAAUCGAUCAACAUAGAGCAGUCACAGUCUGACCGCAGCAAACGGCCCUUCAACCCUGUCACGGUCAACCUGCCUCCGGAGCAGGUCACGAAGGUCACCGUGGGGCGGCUGCAUUUCAGCGAGACCACGGCUAAUAACAUGAGGAAGAAGGGCAAGCCCAACCCUGACCAGAGGUACUUCAUGCUCGUGGUGGCCCUCCAGGCCCAUGCCCAGAACCAGACCUACACGCUGGCUGCCCACAUCUCCGAGCGCAUCAUCGUCAGACAAAGGGCCAGUUCGGGGGUAAAACACAAACGGAGGGCGGACGGGGACCCCGGAGUCUGCAGACAAGCCUCUAACCCGGGUCAGUUUGAGAGUGACAGCGACGUCCUCUGGCAGCGGGCUCAGCUCCCUGACACAGUUUUUCACCACGGCCGAGUUGGCAUCAACACCGACCGCCCCGAUGAAGCCCUGGUGGUCCAUGGCAACGUGAAGGUCAUGGGAUCACUGAUGCACCCGUCAGAUAUCCGAGCAAAAGACGACAUCCAGGAGGUGGACACCACAGAACAGCUGAAGAGGAUCUCCCGUAUGCGGCUGGUGCAUUAUAACUACAAGCCAGAGUUCACCGCCACUGUGGGCAUUGAAAGCACGUCUGAGACAGGUGUCAUUGCUCAGGAAGUGAAGGAGAUUCUUCCCGAAGCAGUGAAAGACACUGGGGACAUGGUCUUUGCCAAUGGGAAAACCAUCGAGAACUUCCUGGUGGUGAAUAAGGAGCGGAUCUUCAUGGAGAACGUUGGGGCGGUGAAGGAGCUCUGCAAACUGACCGACAACCUGGAGACCCGCAUUGACGAGCUGGAGCGAUGGAGUCACAAGCUGGCUAAGCUCAAGCGGCUGGACAGCAUGAAGUCAACGGUCAGCUCUGGGGCGUUCAGCCAAACAGGAAGUCAGUUCAGCCGUGCAGGAAGUGUGCCCCACAAAAAGAGGCCCCACAAAAUGGCCAGCAAGUCCCCAUCUGUUAUCACGGAACAAGCCUGCAUCAGCCAGCGCUUCUUGCAAGGCACCAUCAUCGCCCUGGUCGUCGUCAUGGCGUUCAGUGUGGUGUCCAUGUCCACCCUCUACGUGCUCAGCUUGCGCAACGAAGAGGACCUUGCAGAUAUUGAUGGCUCUUUUGCUGUGCCCACUUCCUGUCUCCUGGCCCUUUUUCGGCACAGGGGUCCUGGGGUCCCGGUUGCUCUGUGCCCACGAUUAAAUCAGAACUUUGGUAAGACUCAGCUUGUUUCUUCCACGGCUUCGUCAGACAGACCUAGUGAUGGCACUUCCCCGCACCCUGUGACAGUGAAUGGGCCUGACUCUGCCUAUCGCUUGCCCGGCCGUAGCAUCGCUGUGUGUUUCAGCCCUCCAUGUUUUUCCAUGUGCUGUUCUGCUGCUCCCACCAAUGCCUCCGCUGUUGCUGUCUCUGAGAGCAGCCCCACGCAUGCCCCCAACAGGACAGACCAGAUCCACACCUCCCUCCUGCCAGGGAUGAGUAUCAAAGCCAAAUCAAGGGGUGUGACGGGGAAGGUGACCUCUCACGCCAAGUGGCCAAAGACCCCGGAGCGGUCGCAGGGCUUCGGCAGCCCCAACGCCAGCCCCUCCUCCCCCUUCACCCACAUUCAGAGCAAAUCCAAAUACAUCUCCAGCUUCUCGCUGUCACGAAACAGCUUCCCGCUGGGGCAGACCCGGCAGCAGCGCAGCAUCACCCAGCCUGCCAGCCAGCAGCCAGGCAUCGCAGGCACUGGGCACGACGGGCCGGACGCUUCGCUCCGCUCCAUCCGGAUUGUGGAGAAUGACAUGACCAUCACUCCCCACUACUGUGCAGCCAGGGAUGCAUGCAGGAGAGGAAACAUCACCUACCGCAUCCCCAUCAGCCCGUCCACAGCAGUGAACACCAACCUGACCUUGGAGAUGAAUGCCUCCUCUGCUGUGUCCAUCUACCUUUGUGGCCUCCAGUCCAGUGACCCAUGUCAGAACACAAUGAGCAUGGACAGCUCCACCAACACCACAGACACCCAGGAAAUGACACAGCGUUGGCCCAUGGUGAUGCUGUCUUUCCGGGAGUUCACCUACCACUUCCGAGUAGCCCAGCCUGGCAAAGCCAACUGUAGUACCACCCCGGAGCACAUGGGACACCUCUUCACUGACUAUUAUUUCCAGUUUUACUGGCUCUGUGAGUGA
Molecule: messenger RNA, 3525 nt
Organism: Emys orbicularis (European pond turtle)
Lineage: Eukaryota; Metazoa; Chordata; Testudines; Emydidae
Gene: MYRF
Product: myelin regulatory factor
Exons: 28
Coding region: 1-3525 (1174 amino acids)
Biological process (GO): positive regulation of DNA-templated transcription; central nervous system myelin maintenance; protein autoprocessing
Cellular component (GO): nucleus; endoplasmic reticulum membrane
Molecular function (GO): sequence-specific DNA binding; DNA-binding transcription factor activity
Source: RefSeq, a predicted model, not a curated record